AAUGGACGUGCAUGUGACGGGGCGCUAGUUACUUAUCGGAGGGUCGAGUAGUCUCUCAGUCUCUCUUCCAUUGCGCGAAUGGAACCUGACAAUGACGGCUUUCUGGCUUGUAAAUUGGCCCGCUGCAGCGUACAACUGUGGCAUCGUCGCGAGGCCAGUCUUUGUACGCCAUCUUUUUCUCUCCUGCGUCACACACCUCAUAUUUGCUGACCUCUUCUCAAAAGUCCUGAGACUGUGCCGAAACAUUCGUUCAUUCCUUGCGAACCACCGCCGAGCCCUCUAAUAAUUACGACGCCAAAAGCCACCGGGCGGAGUUACGAAUGCUCCAACACCACGCAAAGUCCGACACUUAGGCCACUGGCUUUUACUCAUCUGACAGGAUCAAGGCACAGGGUAUCGGUCCUUUCCGACUGAUAUACCUCACGCAGCCUUGAUCAUGCAGUCCCCGGACAAUGAGGCCUCGGCCAUGCCAAUCGAGUCGCUCCCUGCCAUGCCCAUGGCCACCUCGACUGGGAGACCGCCCAAGAGGCAGUCUGUACCCGAAGGCCACCCGCUGGCACAAUCCGAGGUCACCUUGCCGUACCGAAGAUCCAAUCCCUCUGUCGCGCCGCUCUUCGCUUCCACUCUGACGCCUCCCGGAUCACGAUCGGGGUCUCCCAUGGGACGAGGCUCGCCCGCCCGCAGCACAAUGUCUGGCUCCAUCUUUGGCGGACCAGCAGCUCACUCGCUCAUCGAGAAUGCUUCCGACAGCCCCGGCGACCCGCGCAAUUUGAUCAUGAAAGCCUACGUUCCGCAUGUUGCGAUUUACGCCUCGCCAGAUACCGAGGAGCUCGUGAGCGACAAGGGAUUCAAGAACGGACUAUGGGAGCUCCUGCGCCCAUUUGGAGAACAGGUGCAGGGCAAGGUCACCAUCAGAGACAGCAACGGUGCGAGCAGGUCGUGGGAGGACUAUUCCAUUCGGUUCACCAAGUUUGGGGACAAUAUUGAGCAGCCUGAUUCGAGCGCCUCGCAAGGCACGGCAUCUGCGGCGACUAACGGACAAGGCGGAUCUGUCUCAAAAUCGAGGAACCACUACGACGACGUCGAAGCCGUGGUGAACAGCCAUCUGUCUUACGCCGAAGAGUCAUUUCUCAACACCCCGCACCACGGAUUGACGAGACAGGGUCUGGAUGUGGAGGCCACUUCGCCCUACUACUCAUUAUACCUGCGGAGACUGUUGUCGGGCAUACCCGUGUCACCUCACGAGACUUUUGCACACCCAGUGGCCUGCGUGAUUGCCAUCAGCUCGCGGAGUCCAUCGCCGAUAGAAGACUUGCGCAAGUUAUACAACGACACAAGCACCGGGGAGAACAGACUGCCGGUGUGGGUAGACGGAGACUACCUUCGAUACUACGUUUUGGUGCACGAUGAAGAGCGCGAUGACAUCACCCGGUCACUGGCUCUGUUCGACCAGAUGAAGCGUCAUCUCGGCCUACACUGCCAUUUGCUACGGUUGAGAAGCACGCAGAGCGCAGAGACCGACGACGAUAGCAUACCCCUGCCGCGGAGCGAUUGGAUGUCGGCAGCCGAAGAACUCAGGGACAUUCGAAACAGCGAAGAACGAGAAGACUUUGAGGACCCGACAAGAUACAUCUUCGAGUCGGAUGCCACGGCGAUCCGCACUUUUGUGAGAGAAAUGGUGACGCAGUCUAUCAUACCUACCAUGGAGCGCCAUGUGUCGCUGUGGAAUGACCAAGUCGCAUCUCGUAGGAGGGGCAUCACGGGAAGGUUCAUGAAUCUGUCGCGGAAAUGGGGAGGCUUCGGCAGCAGCUCGAGAAAUUCCGUCGUGGGAGGCAGCGGGUCAUCGAGCGCAUAUGACGCGCUCGGAUUCUACCGACCAGAUGCAUCAGAAGCUAUCAUGCGGAAGCUAGCCGAUUUCGCCUUUAUGCUCAGAGACUGGAAACUAGCACACUCAACAUAUGAUCUCCUGAGGUCCGACUUUAGCGACGCAAAGGCCUGGAAGUAUCACGCGGCAGCCAACGAGAUGGCCGCCGCCAGUCUCCUCAUCAUGCCGCAAAACCUGCCCUCCAAGUCCCGCGCCGAGACGAUCGACCAGAUGUUAGAAGCCGCCUUUUACUCUUACUACACACGUUGUAGCUCACCCUUUGGCGCACUGAGAUCCUUGACGCUCGGCAUCGAGCUGCUGCGACUUAGGGGCGGCAGUAGCGUCGAUGACGCUGUAAGAUGGGGCAUCCGGCUCCUCGACUCCAAGAUCCUCGGUCCUGUCGGCGACGCCCUCAUGAAGGAGCGGCUUGCCGUCUGCUACGCCUCGAAACCUGGCGUUGGCUCCGGCUCAUGGGGCCAUCGGAAGAGAAAAUCGGCCAUGUGGUGUAUCCUCGGCGGCGAGGCAUGGGACCUGCAACAAAAGUACAUCCAGUCCCAGCGAUGUCUCAACGAAGCCUCUCGGAUCUACUCGGAGCUCCCACACGAAAAUGGCGUCUCCAAGUUCAGCCUUGCCAACGAGUUCGUGGCCGGCCUACAGCAUCAGCUGGAUGAGAAGCUCGACGUGGAUGACGGAACUGGAGGCGACGAGUCACCAUCGCAAGAUGUGGAGGAGGUUUUUGUCGAGGAGAGCGAGACUAUGGAUUUCAGGUCAAGGAGGACAAGCAUGAUGGGCCGUGGAGGGCCACCUGUCGCAAGCCUGGAGACUGCGCCGUUGCAAGGAGCCACAUCCCCUGUCAGGGAGAAGGGGGAUGUAUCGGCGCAAGACGAGUUUGGCUAACACGACUUGGGCGGUGGUGAGAGUGGCGGCAGUGCAGUGAUGGGCGGAUGAAGUGAUUAGUAGAUGGGUUUACGAAGCGGAUUAAUAGCAUUUACACCAGUUCUCCCUGCCACUUGGAACAUUAUUGUUCUUGUGAUUGUUCGUCUCUUUCACCAAGGUGAACCCUUUGGUAUAAUACAGACGAAGUAAGGCAACUUGUGAAAAAGCUGGUCUGUUCUCUGGAAUUCUUUUUUCUCGGUCCCAAUUUGAACUUUCAUAAAUAUACUAAUCCAUAGAUCUAGAAGUCAUCGUUUCUACUUCCCUACUUUAUAGAAUGGAAGCUACCUUACUUUUCUAUGG
Molecule: messenger RNA, 3100 nt
Organism: Colletotrichum phormii
Lineage: Eukaryota; Fungi; Ascomycota; Sordariomycetes; Glomerellales; Glomerellaceae
Product: putativeTRAPP complex protein TRS85
Exons: 1
Coding region: 437-2761 (774 amino acids)
Cellular component (GO): TRAPPIII protein complex
Source: RefSeq, a predicted model, not a curated record